Rotaria socialis is the source of this 1158-nucleotide messenger RNA. NCBI's taxonomy places the organism in Eukaryota, Metazoa, Rotifera, Eurotatoria, Philodinida, Philodinidae. The record is from the annotation of a GenBank genome assembly.
AUGCAAGAAGCUAGUGAAGUGAAAUUAUCUCAGCGUAAAACUACACUUGAAGAUCUGUCAGCUGAACUUUUUUUCGAACUAUUCGAUUUUUUCUAUUUUACUGAAUUAUACAAUACAUUCGCUCAUUUAAAUCAACGAAUCGAUGGUUAUUUAGCUCAAUUACCGAAUAUAUACUUAGAUUUGUUGUCAACAAAACAUAAAUUGAUCACAAAAUUCAAUGAUCAUCAACUACAAUGUGUAAAAUCACUGAAACUUAUGAUAUUUGCAGAAGAGAAGCAACAUGAAAAGCAUGAAGCAGUUUUUUAUUCAAUAUCCCAUAAAUUAUUUCAACAAUUACAUUCACUAACCUUACGACUAAUUAUUUCCACUACGGAUCUUCGUAGUAUCAUCGAUCAAUUACCAUUGUUACCAUGCUUAACAUUUUUAAAUAUUACGUUUGAUUUAUAUCAAUUUAAAAUAACGAUAGAUGAUCUCCGAUAUGCGUGUAAAACAAUAUUUCUUUCUUGUACUAAAUUAAAAGCAUUGAAAUUAGCCCUAAUGGAUCACACAGAACAACACAGAAGAACUCACAAUGUGCCACUAUUUAAUCAGUCGAUAACAAGUCAUCUUGAAUAUUUAGAUAUCUAUCAACUCUAUUUCGACGAAUUCGAUUGUAUUUUGUCAUCAUUAUUUUUACCACGAAUAAAAUCUUUGACUGCAACAAUUUAUGACAAUCCAGUACAACGAGAUUUUCCCAACGAGAAAUUAACAUUUGAUUUUUUAACUAAUCUUGUAGUACAUUUCAAUUGGGAAUUUACAUUCACAUAUCUUGAAUCAAUUUUUAAACGAACACCAAAUUUAAAAUCAUUUAUUAUUACAUCUUCUUCAAUAACAAUAAUCGAUGGUCCAAAAUGGCAAUAUUUUUUAUCUAAAUAUUUAUUAAAAGUUAUAAAAUUUCAUUUGCAUGCAAGCGAUUGGGAACAAAGAAGUUGGCUGAUGAGAAACGAAUACACGGACUUUCAAACAUCAACUUAUUGGCGAAGAGAACGAAAUGGUAAUGUUCACAUGGGAUACCAAGAAACUCUCGAUGAAGAAGGCAACGGAAUUAAUUCCAAAUCUGUUACGUUUACAUCGAUGAAAGUUAAAAGUUGGCCAAAAAAGUGUUUAUAUUGUUACUGA